Messenger RNA from Schistosoma spindalis, 8328 nucleotides. Lineage: Eukaryota; Metazoa; Platyhelminthes; Trematoda; Strigeidida; Schistosomatidae. The record is from the annotation of a GenBank genome assembly.
GAAGACUUCAAAUUGGUGCGCUACUUCAAAAUAUCUAUGCGGAAAAAUCUUUACUAAAAAUAAAUAAUGCGGAAAAAACCGUCCGCCGUAAAACAUCAAGUAGAUGAAGAUAAAGGCACUUCGGAGCUUUGCAGUAAUGUACCCGACGAUUGUGAUGCUAUUCAUAGUGAUGCUGAUUCUGAUGUUGUGCAGAUAUCUCCUCUCUUUCUUAUGGAUAGUUCAGGCCGUCCUGUUCUGCAAGAUGGCAUGUCAUAAAUUAAAAUGAUUAUUCCCUACUAUAGGUACUCCAGUUGUUGAACCAGAAGUCGUUGAUUCUGCAUCCGAUGCACAUAGAAGGCGUGCGAAAACCGGAAACAACUAUUCAUCCAAAAUAUGCACUAGCUUCAGUCCAGGUGUUAUGGACUUUGUCAAGUGCACUGCUUGUUGCUGUAAAAUACAACCUUUCUCCAUGCCGUUUAGUGUUCAUCCACUUUUGAAGGUGAUACUCUGUAAACGUUGCACUAGGUAUUGUAAAACCCAGAACUUUGCAAAAGAUGAUGCAGGGAAGGAUGAUAAUUGUAAGUGGUGUUCAGACGGUGGAGAUCUUGUAUGCUGUGAUACUUGUUCGUUUGCGAUUUGCAAGAAAUGUAUCAAGCAAAACUUGGGUAGAACCUACUUGCGCAAUAUUGAGUCUCUGGAUGAAUCAGAUACUUGGAAUUGCUUUGUAUGUGAUCCUACGCCUAUCAAAACAUUACAGGAUAACUGCUCCAAGAUUGUCGCUAAAGUUGAGGAGUAUGAAAUCAUAAGAAAGCGUCGGUCGACGAAAGCUCAAGAAACAUGGCGAUCUCGUUCUAAAGGUCAAUAUGGUGAAUCUAAUGGUAGUGAUGUACCAGAUUUAUCGUCUAAUUACACUAACCUCAACGAUUCUGAUAUCACAGAAGGUUUGAUCUCAUCUUCCAAUAUAUUUCACUCUUCUAGUAAUAAUAUUCUUAAUAAGAACACUGUAUUCCAGUUGUCUGAUAUGUCUUCGGAUGGAGUAAAUGUUAAUGAAAUUAAUAAAUGCGACAAAGUCAAUAUUCCAACUGCCAUCACCAAUCAUACUUCAUUAGCCACUUUAGAAUCAAUCGAUCUUCAUAGCAUUUUCAAUCAAAUAUCUAGUGUAAACGGAGUUAAUGUUAAAACAGCUUUACGAGCUUCACAAAGGUGUUUAGAUAUAUUUGCCAAAGAUAUACGUCGUUUAGAGAAUAAUUUGAUGCGUAACCCACCUCAGAUGGAUCUAGAUAAAAUAGCUCAGUCUUUUCAAGGCAUUUAUAGAUUUCACUUAUUCACACGAUUAGGCAAUCUUGUUGCAAGAAUGCAAGAAGAGGAGAAUGUCAUCAUUAAUACAAGUAGAAAUAAACAAACAAUCCAAUCUCAUUCCUUAGGCGUUUUUCCCCAGUUAAGUGAUGUUUCUAUUCCUAAGCCUAUAUCAAGUAUUUCAAAUGAUGUAACAAUCGAUUUGACAAAAGAAGAUAAUCCCAAUGGGACUGUAUCUACACCAGGAGUUUCUACACCAAAGACAGUAUCAUUCGAUUGUUCUUCUACACCAAUGCAUUCUCAACAAUCUGCACCUGUAACAGCGGGUUCUCAUGGUAACAAAAAUAAUGACAACUACGUCACUACAGUUACUACUACUACUGUUACUACUACUAACAAUAAUAAUAAAAGUGUUAAACACAAACUAGAUGAGGUGGGGAUGAAGCCGGAGGCAGAUAACGGGAAAAGACGUAAAUUAAAUAUUGUUAAGGAACUAAGCAUUAUAAAUCAUCAGGACAAGUUAUCUCGCGAACAGUCACCAGAAGAACAAGAUUUGGAGAAAGAAAUGCAUAAUCUAGAAAGUAUUUGUGCCAAAACUAUCAAUCGUAGUUUUACAGAGCAGUCUACUGUCGAUGAGAAAAAUUGUGCUGAGUCGGAUCCGAAUUCUCGGGUACAGAAAAAAAUCAUCCAGAAUACUGAAAAUAAAAAUGCUAAUCAACGAAUAAAUCGAACCAAAACAAGUAAUAGGAAUCCAGUUGACUUUGAAGAUGAUUCAUGGUCUAUUGAAGAUAACUUGGAUUCAUCUCAGAAUAAUGUGGAUGCUACAUUUGACGGUUCUGAAUCAAAUGAUUUAGCUGGGGAUAAUACUACUGUUAGUGAUGUAAAUAACUCUCGACAAAAUCAACUUGAAAUUAAAACAAAUGAUUAUUUGUAUAAUUUGAAUGCUCGUGAUAAUUUACUGAAGUCCAGUUCAGAUGAUGAUGAUAAUGAUGAUGAUCAUGACGAUGAAAGUGUUGUAGAUAGUAAUGCAAAAGUUGUAACAGAUGAAAAUAGGAAAAUUAUUACAUCUAACAGUAUUACAAAACUUGAUGACGACCACGAUAAUAAUAAUAAUGAGAAUGCUUCUAGUGAUCAUGAUUUAUCAAGCAAUAAAUCAAAUGAUUUACACGAAAAUCUACUUUUAUGUAUGGACUUGAAACAAAACAUAGCCCCAUCUGAUCCCAUAAUUUGUUUAACGCGUCUUGCUAAAUCUGUUGUCAACGAAAAUGUCAAUAAUUGUGAAAAUAAACCAAAUAAAACAACUUUACUGCUUGAUAAUUCUGAUGAAGGGAGUGAAUCAGAAUCCAAUCCAAACAGUAAGGAUGCUGCGAAUCUUUUAUCUUCCACUAACCGUACAAAGCGUAUACGACAUUUACUCUCCAGCUCUGAAUCUGAUGAAAAUAAUAUUGAUAAUAUUGUUGAUACUGUUGACAAUGCUGGUAAUGUCAAUGAUAAUGAUGAUGAUGAUGAUGAUAAUGCUGAUGAUUGUGAAAGUGAACAAAGUGCAUCAAGUUCAUCAAAAUCUACCAUACAACAGAUAGGAUCUAGAAAUGUUAAACAGAAUAGGACAACACCAAGUAGGAUUAGAAAGUCACAAAGACUAUCAUCUAUGAAACCAACAUUUCGUCUUUCAGAUAACGAUGACGAUGGUAGUGAUCAUGAAAAAGAAGUGAAGAAAAAAGCACAGUGUACUGAUUCAUCAGCUGAUGAAAUGAACAGCAUAAAACCCCGACAUAAAUCAUAUAAUACAAAAAGACGUAGACGUCUACGCAAAGCAAAAUCAGAUGAUAGUGACGAUAAUGCUGAAGAGGAAUAUUUACAGGACAAUAAAGGCAAAGAGACAAUCAAUGAAGAAAUAAUCGACGAUGCAUUAGAUGCUAAAGGCCGUAAAAAGAUUCGAAGAAUUUACACUGCUAAUCGAUUAUCUGAAACUACAAAAGCUGCUGAAGCUUGUGAACAAGAACGUCGACGUCGUUUAGCUGAAAGACAAAAAAUGUAUAAUGAGUACAUUGUUCAAGAUGGUGAAGGGAUAAACGCAGUUACAACCAAAUUGAUUUUAGACCCGGGUGAUCCAGUUAUUGAAGUUCAUCCAGAUAUAGUGAAACAUUUGAAACCACAUCAAGUUGAAGCUGUUCGCUUCCUGUGGGAUUGUACUAUUGAAUCUGUGGAGCAUCAAACAUCUAAAAGUGGAUCGUCACCUUCCACAGGAAGUGGUGCAAUUCUUGCUCAUUGCAUGGGUUUAGGCAAAACACUAUCCGUGAUCUCUUUUUUGCAUACACUAUUAAGAUAUCCGGAACACAUAAAUAUUCGUACAUGUUUAAUUAUAUGUCCAGUGAAUACUCUGCUCAAUUGGAAACAUGAAUGGGAUAUAUGGAUGCCUGAAGCUGGACAGGUGGAUGUGUUUGAAUUGGCAUCAAAGAACAGUAACAGACUCAAACUGGAUAUUGUUAAACAUUGGCAUACAAAUGGUGGUGUACUUUUAAUUGGUUAUGACAUGUUUCGUAAUUUUAUAAUGAACUUAAUGAAGCGAACAAGAAGUAAAGAUGUUAGAAAUACAAUAUCCUCAGCUCUCUUAGAUCCAGGUCCAGAUAUUGUUGUCUGUGAUGAAGGACAUUUAAUGAAAAAUUCGAAAUCACAUAUAACUAAGGCUGUGUCACAAAUUCGUACCAUGAAACGUGUUGUGCUGACUGGAACACCUUUACAAAAUAAUCUCAAUGAAUAUCAUACAAUGGUUGAUUUUGUCAAACCGAAUUUAUUAGGAACCCUCAAAGAAUUCAAUAAUCGUUUUGGUAAUCCAAUAAAAAAUGGACAACAUUCAAAUUCAACACCAAGAGACGUAAAUUUAAUGAAGAAAAGAGCUCAUAUUUUAUAUAAAACACUAGAUGGUUGUGUUCAGCGUAAAGAUUAUAGUGUAUUAACGAAAUAUUUACCACCAAGAUAUGAAUAUGUAAUUAUGUGUAGAUUAAGUAAAGUACAACAAGAGUUAUAUAAAUAUUUUUUAGAAAAUCACAGUAAUAUAAAUUCAAAUAAUACUUUAUCAAAUAAUAAUAAUAAUACUUCUACUAAUCAAGAUGAAACAAAUCAUCGAAAAAAAUUAUUCAUGAUUCAACAAAUCUUAUAUCGUAUAUCUACACAUCCACAUGCAUUAAGAAUACAUGAAACAAAAGAAGCUCGUAAAAUGCUUCUUAUGGAUGAAGAUAGUUUUAUUGACGAUUCAGCGAAUUCAUCAGAAGAAUCUUCAGAUGAUUCAACAUCUUCAGACGACAGUGAUGAGAAUAUCAACAGAAAAAAUGACGAGAUCGAUGAAGAUAGUGAAACUAGAAAGUCUUUAAAUAUUACUGAUUCAAAUAAUAAUAAUGAAAGUAAUACUGUUAGACCACGUCGUAGACAUCGUCCAAUCACUCGUCAAGAAUCAAGAAAUCCUACAGUUCUUAUUGAUUCUGAACAUGAUUCAGAAAGUGUUAUUGAUGUUGGUGAAUGUCAAAAACCGUGGUGGUAUAUGUUUUACAACGAUGAAUAUGAUUGGCAGAUUGAUGUAGGUGCUAAAAUGGAUGUUUUGUUCAAUAUACUUAAACGAUGCUCCGAUAUUGGUGACAAAGUGAUUAUGUUCUCUCAUAGUUUGAUAUCAUUGGAUUUAGUUGAAAGAUUUUUGGCAGAGAUAAAUCGUCAGUGGUCUGUCUAUCAGGAUCAAAUGUCAAAUGAAAAAGGUGAUAAGAAUGUAAAGUCUUCACAAAAUCCAGAAAUUUUAAAUCGCCCAGAUUUAUCAGCAUAUUUUUCUGAUAUUGGACAUAAUACAUGGAUACGUGGCUUAGACUAUGAACGAAUGGAUGGUAGUAUGAAUGUAAAUAUACGAAAAGAUUUACAAACACGUUUCAAUUCUACUAGUAAUACACGUUUACGACUGUUUAUCAUAUCUACUAAAGCUGGUGGAUUGGGUAUCAAUCUAGUCUCUGCAAAUCGUCUUAUUCUUCUUGAUGCAUCUUGGAAUCCAAGUCAUGAUAUUCAGUCAAUAUUUAGAAGUUAUCGUUUCGGUCAAAGCAAACCUGUUUAUAUUUAUCGUCUUAUUGCAAAGGGGACAAUGGAAGAAAAAAUUUAUGAUCGACAGGUAACUAAACAAUCUUUAUCUCUUCGAGUAAUCGAUGAACUACAAAUUGGUCGACAUUUUUCAGAUUCUGAUUUACAAGAACUAUUUACUUUUGAACCAGAUAUAUGGAAUCCUAAUGGAAAUGAUAAACGUCCUACACCAAUAUUACCUAAAGAUCGUUUAUUAGCUGAUAUGCUUACAGAAUAUCCACAUUUAAUUGUAACUUAUCAUAAUCAUGAUUCCUUAUUAGAGCAUAGAGAAGAUGAAGGUCUUACAGAAUCAGAACGUCAAGAAGCAUGGAGAGAGUUUGAAGAAGAGAAACGAUUAGGUAUAUCAUUAGCUCAAUACCAACGUUUAUUGUUACAACAGGAGUGGAUAGCUCAACAUCAACAACAAUUUCAACAACAACAACAGCAACAACAACAACAACAACAUCAGUUUCAAUUACAACAACGUUUGGUUUUACCGAAUUUUGUCAAUACCAACUUUCGCUUCUCAAUGAUUCCAUCAUUAAAUAACGAAGAGACAAUUGUUAUUAAUGAUGAUAAUAAUAAUAAUAAUAGUAACAUACAUCUCUUUCCAACAUCGACAUUCACUAAUAAUACAGUGAGCAUUUCAAAUACUGGCAUGAAUAUCAUUGAUAAUAAUAGUAGUAGUAUACCUGUCACUAAAUCAACAGAAAAUACUAUAACCAAUGUUGGUAGUGUUAGUACUGAGGAUAUGCAAACUGUUCUACCACAAGCUAUUCAUAGCGGUGUUAGCAAUAAUGCUAUUGGAAGUUCAUUAAUCACUACCAAUCCGUCUAGAUCUCAAGCACGUUAUGUGGCAUCACCGAUUACCAAUAUGCUAAGUAAUCCUUAUGGUGCAAUGUAUUCAGAAGUUCGUCGUCAUGUUAUGCUUAAAGAUCCUAGUUUAGCUUCAAAUCCUGAAAAAUUAGAUAAAAUUACAAUGAAUCGUUUAUUAAAUGCUUUAGCUACUCCAGUUUUAGUCAGUUCGAAUGAUGCACGCAAUCAAAAUACCACUUUCCCAUUACGUAAUAAAACAUCACAAGCUUAUCCUCAGUCGAAAAAUUAACAUCUCAUUAUGAUCUUUUUAUACCGUCAGUUGCUUAUUUAAAUCUAAACAAGACAUACUAUACUUCAUUCAUCGGUGCUUUUUUAUAUUACUCUUCGAUUUUCUUUUUUUGUACCGAUGUAAUCUAUUUGUCGAAAUCAGUUUUUUAUUGAUUCGUUUGUUCUCCUUCCUCUAUGGUCUCUCUGCCUUCUUUCCCUGCUUAUCCCUCAUGUUUCGUUAGUCUCUUGUUUUUUUUUAUUGAAAGCAUUAAUUUUCUCUGAAUUAUUGCAUUUAAUAUUGAAAAAAAAACGAAGCAGAAAUAAAUUAAAUCAAUAAACAAACAAAAUUUUGAAAGAAAAAAGAACUAAGAGCAACUUAUUAGAAAAACUUAUUUUUCUCCAUCCAUCCAUUACAGUGAAUAUAAUAUAACUAUGUAUUUAUUUGUUAUUACUAUGGUUAUUCUUAUUAUUACUACUGAAAUUACAUAUGAUAUAAUCAUUAUAUUAUAAUGUACAGUGUUGUUAUUUGAGAAAUAAAAAUGAUUGUCAAUAAACCUACUCAUUACCAUAUAACUAGUAUGGUAACUUUUAUACACCAAUUUUUUUUCUGUAUUUAAUCAUUGUUGUCUCUAUGUGUAUAAUAUUGUUAUACAAUUAGAUUCAUGAUAUUUAAGACCGGUCAUUACCCUUCGGUUUAUUUGCCAAAACUAUUCUAAACGUUUCACAUUACUAUAUGCAUAUACUUGUCUGGUUUAUUCUUUAAAAAGUUUUUAUAUUCUUUCUUUGUUGUUGAGAAAAGUAUCUGUUUAAGAAAUUUUUUCAUAUUUCAGUGUAUUCUUCACAUCAUAUUAUUUUGUUUGUUGUUGUGUUCAACUAUUAAUUUGUUAAUGAUUACAACAAAGUCAUAAUUUAAUGGAAAACAUGUAAUUUUUAAUCAUUUAGUAUUUUGUGUGAAUAAAGAUCCGUAAAAUGGCAGAUGUGUUGUUACAUAUGAUUAUAUCAUGUUUUUGAUAUUCAAUAAGACUAAUUGUAUUAUAAUAGAUGGAGAUGUUACAUUAUUUAAUCUCGCUUGUUUUUAAUUAUUAUUUCAUAUUGUAAAUUGUUUUAAAAAAAGAGUGAAACUCAAUCUGCUUUGUUUUCCAUAAUAGUAGUCAAAGUAGAAAUGAAUAUUUUCAUUUAGGUGUUACAUGACUACUGACAAAAAAUUGUUGAGAUAAUUCACUAGUAUUGAAGUUUGUACUACUUUGCAUUAUCGUUAUGCUUUUGGGCUGGAGUUAUCGGCGAUGUUUUCUAUGUUCGUUAAAUGUGUUUUUUCUUUUAACAAUUUCAGUUAUUUUCUUUUAUACUUAAUAGAUAAACAGUGGAUAUAAGUGUAAUUUUCAUUGGAAAUUCUCUUUUGAGAUCUACUGUUUGCUAUAUUUGUGUUUUCUAUUGAACUGUGCCAAACUGGACAUAUUCAUAGCAGACAGUUGCGAAUAAUUUCAGCAGCUUGAAAUGAAAUCAUUAAUAGAAAUAUACUUUAACGUGAAGCACUCAAUGAAUAAAUAAACUCAGGAACGACAGUAAACAUUCACAACGGUGUGGAUAACCUCAGCCAUAUUGUUUGCUAACAUUAAAAGAAGCCUAGUUUAUCAUUGCCAAGACCAGUGAUAUUCAUCAUUGUAUGUGAAUGGCAAAACACUCCCAUACCCCUAAUUAUCCAUGUUACUGUAGAAGAUACUGAUAAGAUUUGUUUGACUUGUUGAAUGUCCUCAAAAUUUCGAAUCGAUUUCCUUUACGCAAAUGAUCAUUAACAGAUAAUACAGCGAAGUGUACUCACGAUAUACUUGUGCUUCUACGUGUCUACAUAUCUUGAAGUAGAAAUUUAUACUUGUCUGU